AUGGCAGAUCUGGACAGCGAUUCCAGGCAGCUUCUCUUCCCCGAGGCGGACCAUGAAGUCCAUCCUGGGCCCAUGAAUAUCCAAUUUGAGUCGUCCGAUCUAAGAUCCAAUAGGCCUUUCCACGUGGAGCCCACCAACAUCGUCGGCGCGAGCCACGUGGCGCAGAGGGUCAGCGACCGCGCAGCAGCCAUGAGCAAGCGGAUCCACUACUACAGCCGGCUGGCGGCGCCCGCAGACCAGGCGCUGGUUGCCCCGGACCACGUGGUGCCGGCGCCCGAGGAGCGCUACGUGUACAGCCCGCUGGGCUCCGCGAGCAAACUGCAGAGCUGCCCCGAGGGCUCCGGGAGGAACAGCAGCCUCGUGACCAUCUUCAUGAUCUGGAACACCAUGAUGGGGACCUCCAUUCUCAGUAUUCCUUGGGGCAUCAAGCAGGCGGGGUUCACGACCGGCGUGUGCGUCAUCCUGCUGAUGGGCCUGCUGACCCUUUACUGCUGCUACCGGGUGGUGAGGUCACGAGCCACGAUACCGUCGGUGGACACGGCGGCCUGGGAGUUCCCGGAUGUGUGCAGGCACUACUUUGGCGCCUUCGGCCAGUGGUCCAGCCUCCUGUUCUCCCUGGUGUCGCUCGUCGGAGCCAUGGUCGUGUACUGGGUGCUCAUGUCCAACUUCCUGUUCAACACCGGGAAGUUCAUGUUCAAUUUCAUUCAUCACAUUAAUGACACAGAUGCUGUGCUGAGGACCAACGACAGCAACCCUGUGAUCUGUCCGAGCGCGGGCAGCGGCCGUCCCGACAACGGCUCCGCCGUCCUCUCCGCCGACGCCACGGGCCUGCCGCCGUUCGAGGCGUGGUGGGACAAGUCACAGACGGUGCCCUUCUACCUCGUGGGGCUGCUCCUGCCGCUGCUCAGCUUCCGGUCGCCGUCCUUCUUCGCCAGGUUCAACGUGCUAGGCACGGUGUCCGUCGUCUACCUGACCUUCCUCGUCACCUUGAAGGCCGCUCGCUCGGGAUUCCACCUGGAGUUCCACUGGUUCGAGCCCACGGAGUUCUUUGUGCCAGAGAUUAGAGCUCAGUUCCCGCAGCUGACGGGCGUGCUGACGCUGGCUUUCUUUAUCCACAACUGUGUUAUCACACUCCUCAAGAGCAACAAGAACCAGGAGAACAACGUGCGGGACCUCUCCAUUGCCUACCUGCUGGUGACGCUCACCUACCUGUACAUCGGAGUGCUGGUCUUCGCCGCCUUCCCCUCGCCCCCGCUGUCCAAGGACUGCAUCGAGCAGAACUUCUUAGACAACUUCCCCAGCAGCGACGUGCUGUCCUUCGUGGCGCGCAUAUUCCUGCUGUUCCAGAUGGUGACCGUGUACCCGCUCCUGGGCUACCUGGCCCGGGUCCAGCUGCUGGGCCACGUGUUCGGGGACCCGUACCCCAGCGUCUUCCACGUGCUGGUCCUGAACCUGAUCAUUGUGGGCGCCGGCGUGAGCAUGGCCUGUCUGUACCCCAACAUCGGCGGCAUCAUCAGGUACUCGGGAGCGGCCUGCGGCCUGGCCUUCGUGUUCGUCUACCCGUCCCUCAUCCACAUCCUCUCCCUCCGCCACGAGGACCGCCUGACGUGGCCCACGCUGGCCUUCCACGUCCUCCUCAUCGUCCUGGGCCUGGCCAACCUGCUGGCCCAGUUCUUCAUGUGA
Messenger RNA from Pipistrellus nathusii (Nathusius's pipistrelle), 1683 nucleotides. The record is from the annotation of a GenBank genome assembly. NCBI's taxonomy places the organism in Eukaryota, Metazoa, Chordata, Mammalia, Chiroptera, Vespertilionidae.